CUUGAGCAGCUCAAGACAACGGCUGUGUGUGGAAUUGAGAACCGAGAAAGAAGGAACUUCGAGGGGCAAAGUGCCUUAGACAAAGUGUAAAAGGAUCAUUCAAGGAUAUUCAUUAAAAUUGAAGUGAAUAGAAACUUGUUUAAGCAAAAGUUAGAUUUCGCCAAGCAUUUAAAUAACGGUUUUUAAAUUUAAAGUAAAGCAAAUAAAAUGGCUGGCGAUAAAGUACACAAAAGCAACCUUAACACUUUGCAGGGUGAACUAGUAAGUGACGCACACGAUCCAGUGUACAUGGAUGCCUAUAACCGAUCCAUUUCGAAUCCUGAAGAAUUUUGGAGUGAUCUUGGACGCUUAAUCGAUUGGCACAAGCCAUGGGAGCGUGUUAUGGACAACAGUAAUCCACCAUUUACGAAGUGGUAUUGUGGUGGUUAUGUGAAUGCUUGCUAUAAUGCUGUGGAUCGACAUGUACUUAAUGGCAACGGCAAUAAAGUAGCGCUUAUAUACGAUAGCCCGUUGACGAAUACUAUACGUCAUGUCACCUACCAAGAGCUGUAUGAUGAGGUCUCAGUGUUUGCCGGCGGUCUCGCAAAUUUGGGGCUGCAGAAGGGUGAUCGCGUCGUUAUCUAUAUGCCACUGAUACCAGAAGCAAUUGUCGCUAUGUUGGCCACGGUGCGACUCGGUGCUGUGCACUCUGUGGUAUUCGGUGGCUUCGCAGCCAGUGAACUUUGUAUGCGUAUUGAGCAUGCUGAACCGAAAUUUAUACUUGCGGCGAAUUGUGGUGUCGAACCUCGUAAGGUUGUACCCUAUUUAGACAUAUUACAUGAGGCUGUCGAAAUGUCAAAAUGGAAACCAAUUUGUAAUAUCGUAUAUAUACGUGAAAAUAUUUUGCGUAGCGGUAAUAUGAAUUGGAAAACCGAUAUGUUAUGGGAAACGGUACAACAUUUGGGUGGACCAGUCGAUUGUGUACCCGUCGAGGCUAAUGAUCCGCUCUACAUACUCUACACCUCGGGUACUACAGACAAACCGAAGGGUGUGCAACGACCAACGGGUGGGCAUUUGGUGUCACUGAUGUAUACGAUUCAAAAGAUUUACGGCCUCAAUCCGUCUGAUGUGUGGUGGGCUGCCUCGGACUUGGGUUGGGUUGUUGGACAUUCUUAUAUGUGCUAUGGUCCACUAUUACUUGGUGCAACAAGCGUGAUGUAUGAGGGCAAACCAGAUCGUACACCCGAUCCGGGUCAGUACUUUAGAAUUAUAGAACAACAUCGCGUCAAUGCGCUCUUUUCUGUGCCAACUUCUUUCCGUGUUAUACGUCGUGUUGAUCCUGAUGUUAUAUAUGGACAAAAGUAUUCUCUUAAAUCUCUGCGUAACAUAUUCAUUGCUGGUGAACACUGCGAUAUUGAGACAAAAAGUUGGAUAGAACGUAUUUUCAAAGUUCCGGUAUUAAAUCAUUGGUGGCAAACCGAGUCGGGCUCGCCGGUUACUGCGACAUGUAUCGGUUUUAAACACAGCUUGAACCCGCCUAAAUACACAACUGGUUUGCCAGUGCUUGGCUAUAAUAUUAAGGUCCUAAAACCCGACGGUGAAGAAUGUGAGACAGCGAAGUUGGGUCGUAUCGCUUUGAAAUUGCCCCUUCCGCCUGGAUUCAUGUCGACACUUUAUAAAAAUGACGUACUCUUCAAUAAAACAUAUUUCCAGAAAUAUCCGGGCUACUACGACACAAUGGAUGCUGGUUAUAAGGAUGAAAAUGAUUAUAUUUUUGUGACGGCCCGUGAUGAUGAUGUCAUCAAUGUGGCUGGUCAUCGUAUUUCAACAUCAAGUUUAGAAGAUGCCGUUCUACGUCAUCCCGAUAUAGUUGACGCCGCUGUAUUUGGUGUCCCCGAAGCGACCAAAGGACAGGUACCACUUUGCCUUUAUAUACCAAAGGACAACAGUAAGAGGACUGGUGCGAAACUCUCGUUAGAAAUUGUUAAAAUUAUACGUGAUGUUGUUGGACCUAUCGCCGCAUUUCGUUUAGUGGCGCCCGUAGAGGCAUUACCACGUACACGGUCGGGCAAGACGAUGCGUCGAGUAAUGGCAGAUUUUGCAAAGAAUCAGUUGGUAGAAAUACCGUCUACGAUUGAAGAUCCGACAGUGUUUGCUGGCUUGCGACGAGCAUUACAAACUUUGGGUUACGCAAUGAAUGCGCCGGAUCCGGCGUUGAGUACUAAAAAUAAUUCUGAGAAUUAAACGCAUUUAGCGGGAACAAGAAAUUAGGUCAUGCAUAUGUUAGUAGUGUUAUUUUAAAGGUUACUUUAUAUAUUUAUGUAUAUGGUAAAGUUAAACAAAUAUAAAGCUGACUACGGAGUCGAA
Messenger RNA from Bactrocera tryoni, 2346 nucleotides. Its product is annotated as acyl-CoA synthetase short-chain family member 3, mitochondrial. NCBI's taxonomy places the organism in Eukaryota, Metazoa, Arthropoda, Insecta, Diptera, Tephritidae. Bases 208 to 2223 code for a protein of 671 amino acids. The transcript has 6 exons. The record is from RefSeq and is a predicted model, not a curated record.